Molecule: messenger RNA, 1427 nt
Organism: Gigantopelta aegis
Lineage: Eukaryota; Metazoa; Mollusca; Gastropoda; Neomphalida; Peltospiridae
Product: adapter molecule Crk-like
Exons: 8
Coding region: 116-916 (266 amino acids)
Molecular function (GO): protein binding
Source: RefSeq, a predicted model, not a curated record
AUGAUCAGUUCAAUGUCGGUCUAUUCGUCGCCAUAUUAUGCGAGUACAAAACUUCCUGGAACAAAUUUUGUGUUCUCAAUGAAUAUCCCAAUCGUGCGGUCUCCUUGAACGUGUUAUGGCCAUGGCGUCUGAAUUUAAUCCAGAAGACAGAUUUUGCUGGUAUUUUGGGCCUUUAAGCCGUGAAGAAACAAAUGAUAUUCUUGAUCAUGAAAAUAUUGGUGUUUUUCUGGUCCGAGACAGCAAGUCUAUAAAAGGAGACUUUGUGUUGUGUGUCAGGGAGGACACAAAAACCAGUCAUUAUAUUAUUAACCGUAUUCAGACCAGCAAUUCAGUUCGGUUUAGAAUAGGAGAUCAAGAGUUCCCUGAUCUACCGAGCUUAUUAGAAUUUUAUAAAACACAUUAUUUAGAUACGACGUCAUUAAUCAGAACUGCUCGAAGAGAGAAGGUUAUGACGAAAUAUGACUUUGCUGGAAAGGAUGAGGAGGAUUUACCUUUUACGAAAGGAGAGAUAUUAGAAAUUAUUUCAAAAGAUGAGAGAGAAUGGUGGACAGCAAGAAAUGCUCAAGGUCAAGUGGGACAAAUUCCAGUUCCAUAUGUUGUCAAGCAUAUUGCACAAGAGGCCACAUCAGAAUCAGCCUACAGAACUCCUCGAAUAGUUUCUUCUGGUCCUAUAAAUGGAUCCAACAGUGCUCCCACCAGUCAUUUUCCAGCCAAUGUUACUUUGCCAGCAAAAGCAAUCGCUAUCCUAUCAAGGACCCCAAGUGCAUAUGACAAACGACAGCUUAAACUGCAGAUUGGUGAUAUUGUGACAGUGACGCAUAUGAAUGUAAAUGGGCAAUGGGAGGGUGAACUUAAUGGUAAGCAAGGAAUAUUCCCCUUUACUCACGUCCAGUUUCUAAAACAGGAUGAACUGUGAUAAGCAAAACGUCAGCUGAACUUCACUACAUCCAUUCACCUCAUCCUGUUUUUAACACCUCAAGAUGUGCCACACACUGACCGGUCACUGUGCAAGACAACGUUGUGCGAGACUACAGACAGAUAUGUUGUUUUCAGUUUUAGCUCACUGGACUCGAAAUGAUACGAUAGGAUGUUAUCCUGGCAUCUUACUUGAACUUCUUUUCUUCUUUUUCUUUGACAUUGAUAGUACAAGGAGAAAUAUUUAUUAAUCCAGAAAUGUAAACAUAUUUAAGAGAAGAACACUAGAAUGUAGACAGAGUAGAACUACAUUUCUUGGAGAAAAGUAUGUUGUUGAGUAGUCACAUGAAUUGUAGUAUGAGCCAUGUGUUUUAUUUCGGUAAACAGUAGUGAUUAGCAAGUGUUAAUUAAGGUACUUUAGGUUGUAUAGUAUUAAAUAUACCUACAUCUUUGUGUGUUUAAAUAACGUUACUCUGCUUGAUGAUUUAAUAAAUAAAAUAUUUUAAACCUGA